Molecule: messenger RNA, 954 nt
Organism: Trypanosoma cruzi
Lineage: Eukaryota; Euglenozoa; Kinetoplastea; Trypanosomatida; Trypanosomatidae
Product: GDP-L-fucose synthetase, putative
Exons: 1
Coding region: 1-954 (317 amino acids)
Biological process (GO): nucleotide-sugar biosynthetic process
Molecular function (GO): GDP-L-fucose synthase activity
Source: RefSeq, a predicted model, not a curated record
AUGUCGGUUAGGAGCGUUGUUCUUGUUACUGGAGGAAGCGGCCUUGUAGGAAGGGCUCUUGAGGCAGUUCAGAAGCGUAAUCCUUCUGCCGAUGAGAAAUGGGUGUUUUUGUCAAGCCGGGAUGCAGACCUCACAUCGAUGGAAGCAACGAAGGCAGUUUUUGAGAAAUAUCGACCCGAUCUUGUCAUUCAUUUGGCGGCGAGGGUUGGUGGCCUAUUCAAGAACAUGAGACAACCUGUAGAGAUGUGGCAUGAAAACGUUGCCAUUAAUAAUAAUGUUCUUGAGUGUUGCCGCAUAUAUGGAGUCAAGAAGAUGGUCUCCUGUCUCUCAACCUGCAUUUUCCCCGACAAAACGACAUACCCUAUUAACGAGAAUAUGCUACACGAUGGACCGCCGCAUUGUUCGAAUGAGGCUUAUUCCUAUGCGAAGCGUAUGAUGGAUGUUAUGAACCGUGCUUAUCGGAGCGAAUAUGCAUGUAAUUUUACAUCCGUUAUCCCCACCAACAUAUAUGGGCCCCAUGAUAAUUAUAAUCUGCAGGAUUCGCAUGUUGUCCCCGGUCUUAUUCAUAGGUUUUAUCUGGCGAAGCAGGCGGGCAUGCCAGUGACUGUGAUGGGUACAGGUAAGCCUCUUAGGCAGUUUAUUUACAGUGAAGAUUUGGCAGAACUGUUGAUUUGGGUAAUGCGCGAGUACACGGAAGGGAGCCCAAUCAUACUUUCCGUUGAUGAGAGUGACGAGGUGUCUAUCGCGGAUGUCGUUAAAAUGAUUGCAGAGGCCAUCGAAUUCAAAGGCGAUAUUGUCUUUGACACCAGCAAGGCGGAUGGGCAAUAUCAAAAGACGGCAGAUAACAGUAAACUUAGGAAGUACAUACCCGAAUAUAAGUUUACCCCCAUGGCCGAAGGCAUUAAGCGAUCCGUCGAGUGGUUCGUUCAAAAUUACGACGUGGCUCGUAAAUAA